Messenger RNA from Rattus norvegicus (Norway rat), 2509 nucleotides. Lineage: Eukaryota; Metazoa; Chordata; Mammalia; Rodentia; Muridae. The record is from RefSeq and is a predicted model, not a curated record.
UGGGGAUUUAGCUCAGUGGUAGAGCGUUUGCCUAGCAAGCACAAGGCCCUGGGUUCGGUCCCCAGCUCCAAAAAAAAGAAAAAAGAAAAAAGAAAAAAAAAUGAGCACCGACUGCUCUUCCAAAGGUCCAGCAACCACAUGGUGGCUCACAACCAUCUGUAAUGAGAUCUGAUGCUCUCUUCUGGUGUGUCUGAAGACAGCCUCAGUGUACUCAUAUACAUUAAAUAAAUACAAUAUUUAAAAACGAUAUCUUUCCAAACCUAUCACUGCCGCACAUAAAAUUAUUCCACGCAAUAAUUCACAUUCAGUUCAUACUCAAAAAUCCCCAGUUGUUUGCGACUGCUAUAGCUCAGAAAGCCCAGACAGAAAAAGCAUGCCUCAGUUUCCCCCUUCAUAAACUUGGGAUAAAAACAUUUCCCCCUUGAGAAGAUUAAAUGAAAGUCCGUUUUUGUGUAUGGCUUCUCGGACCGGCAGACGCUCAUUUAACGUUAGUGGUUUCUAUUACUAUUAUUAUCGCCCAUGAUGAUGUUAUUUUGAUUAUGAUUGCCAUUAUUCGAUAGUAAUUCCAGGACACCCUCCCUCUGCCUGGUAAGGGAUUCAGGGUUGGAUUCCCCCACCCCACUCCAUCUGGCUGUCUGUCACCCUGCCGAUUGUGACGUAGGCUGAUGCUAGGGAAAGGGGGCAUCUGGCCGGAAAUCCCUCUUCCUGUUGCAGAUAAGCCCAGAGUUGCCCAGCUGACCCCAGACCCUCCUCCCCCACCGCUUUUCAUGUCUCACCACCAAAUCCUCAAGACGGGGAACCUGUCCAAACCCCUCACCCCAUCCCCACUACCCCGUAAGCACCCCUUAGAUCUCAGUACCCCCAUCCCUGCCUUACCCUUGUUCCCCAAGUCCUUUUCCAAGCCCAAUUUGUCCCUGCAAAAGGACCGUUCCAGGGACCAAUGCGCAUCCCUAAAGCAGGGGGUGCAACUUGACCACGCCCCCAUCCCUGCAACUUGACCCAGGCUGCGACCCCCAGCUCUGACGUCUCGGAAAAUUCCCCCUCCCCUAUCAGGCCCCCCGGGAAGGGUGCAUGGUAUGAAAUGGGGCUGAGACCCCCCCUGGCAAGGAGAGAAGGAACCUGCCAGAGGUAAGCCACGAACUGGAUGCCUGAGUAUCUGAACUAGGAAGGACCUGGAUUUAAGUAUCUGAGAGAGGGAGAAGGGACUGGAAACCAAUAUUCCUUUUCCUGGGGAAGGAGGUUGCAGAAGUCUCCUCUGGGUUUGAGGGAAACAAGGGUUGUAAUCAGACUCCUGGGUCCCUAAAUCUCACCAACUUGUCCAUUACCCUUGGAAGUUUUCCUCUCUCAACCAGAACCGUCAGAACAAGCCUCCAUGGACCUGUGGAACUGGGAUGAAGCGUCAGUGCAGGAAGUACCUCCUGGAGACAAGCUGACAGGACUGGGUAAGCUGCUGUGGCUUGGGACAAAGUGGUUGCAAGCUUCCAAAGAUGCGGACCCCUUGACCCCUAAACCGGCCUUAACAUCCUUGUUGCCCGCAGAAGGAGCGGAAUUUGGUUUCUAUUUCCCUGAAGUGGCACUGCAAGGGGACACACCGAUCACACCGAUGAACGUAGAAAGCUGCUGGAAAGGGUUCCCAGAGCUGGACUGGAACCCCGCUUUACCUCACGAAGAAGUACCUUUCGAGGCCGAGCCCGUUGCUCACCCCCUUCCGUGGUCGCGAGACUGGACAGACCUGGGGUGCAACACCUCGGACCCGUGGAGCUGUGCUUCGCAGACGCCAGGCCCCGCCCCUCCGGGCACGAGCCCCUCCCCCUUCGUCGGCUUUGAAGGGGCGACCGGCCAGAAUACUGCCACCUCGGCAGGAGGGGUCCCCUCGUGGUCGCACCCUCCCGCCACCUGGAGCACCGCCAGCUGGGACUGUUCUGCGGGCCCCAAUGGAUCCACCUACUGGGACAGUGGCCUGGGCGGGGAAGCGCAGGCGGACUAUAAAAUGUCGUGGGGCGGGUCUGCGGGUUCGGACUACACCACCACGUGGAAUAGUGGGCUGCAAAACUGCAGCAUCCCUUUCGAGGGGCACCAGAUUCCAGCAUUCGCCACGCCAUCCAAAUCGAGCCAGCAGUCUGAUCGAGCCACAUUGACUCCCUACUCCAAAACUAACCACCGAGGUCCCAUUCAGUUGUGGCAGUUCCUCCUGGAGCUGCUCCACGACGGGGCGCGCAGCAGCUGCAUCCGCUGGACCGGCAAUAACCGCGAGUUCCAGCUGUGCGACCCCAAAGAGGUAGCCCGGCUGUGGGGCGAGCGCAAGAGGAAGCCGGGAAUGAAUUAUGAGAAGCUGAGCCGAGGUCUACGUUACUAUUACCGCCGCGACAUCGUGCUCAAGAGCGGUGGGCGCAAGUACACAUACCGCUUCGGGGGACGCGUGCCUGUCCUUGCCUGUCAGGAUGAUAUGGGACAUCUGCCGGGUGCAGAAGGCCAAUAAAAGAAAAAACAAAAAAACCACCCUGUCGAU